AAAAUUAAAUUAAAAAUGAUUCAAUUAGAGUGACACUUUUCAUCUGCAUAAAAAUAUACUAGAUUUAUACUUCAUUUGAACAAUGCACAUAUACUAGACAAGAUGGAAACCGGCAUAGCAAUAUUUUUAUUUGCGUUGAUUCUAACUGUCGGUAGAGCAAUAGAAGAAUGUCCAAACGACGCCUUUAUCGUACCACAUGAUGGAGCAAAGCCGUCCGUAUUUGACCAGAUAACUGCGCCCGAAAUCAAUGCAGUUCUGGAUUAUAUGAAAAGGGAGUUUAAUAUUAGAGUAUCACGGAAGGCAAACAUGUCGGAAAACUUUGUAUUCUUGAUGGAAAAGAAACCUGCAUUGAAACAUGAAUUAUUGAAUUAUAUAGAUAAUGGCGGGACCGCACCGGUACGUGAAGCAAGAGUCGGGCUGGCCACAUCAACCGGAGUUGAAGAGUAUACGGUUGGGCCUUUGCCCGCACCGACGUAUCAUUUCAAAGCAGACAAUCCAAAAUGGAGAGAGCUUCAAUUCACGGACAGACCGCCUACAUUACCGUCAGACGAGGAUGGCAUUGACCAAACUGUCACACGAGAGACACACAAACUAAAGAAACUUAUGAAGGAAAGCUUUGAUGGAUUUUCUUUCGAUCGUAAAUGUGGAAACAAAUGUUUGGACUAUGAAUAUGGCGCUGUUUUGGUUCACAACAAUAGUCGGAUACUUUGGGUAUAUUUUGUACGGAUUAUACCUCCUACUAUUGGUGAGGAUAUCUCGCAUACACUCGCCCUUCAAAUACUCCUCAACAUAACUGGUGCUGAUACAGACCAAUGGCAUUCGCUAAGAGCUUACUACAACGGCCAAUUUUUUAACUCGACAGAAGAGUUGGCUGAAAAAUAUGAUACUGGAGAAGUAGACAAGAUAUUUCAGUCCUUUAACGAGUCAACAGACACUUUUUCGACAUUAAAAAGACACACAAAUCGUUACACAAAGAGCAGCAGACGAGGUCCAACAUGUUUUCCCCAAGAUGGUCGGCGCUACUCAGUUGAUGGGCAUCACGUAAAAUAUUUAAACUGGGAAUUCGAUUUCACAAAUCGAGCUACUUCGGGACCGCAACUUUUUGACAUUCGAUUUAACGAUGAAAGAAUUGUUUAUGAGUUGUCUCUUCAAGAGAUUUUGUUGGCAUAUUCCGGGUUAACUCCAUCGUGGAAGUACCAUACACUUAUACUUGAUGGCUACCUCCAAACUGGUCUGUUUAUUUCACCUCUAGCUCCUGGUGUUGACUGCCCAGAAGGAGCGUCUUAUUUCAACCAAGUGAUCUAUUCGUAUAACAUCGGAACACCCAUUGAAAUAAAAAAUGCGUUCUGCAUUUUUGAAUACACUGAUGGACAACCCCUAAGACGACAUUAUGCAAACGAUUAUUUUAUUCCCAACGGCCGCUACAAAUAUUAUGGAGGUAUGGCAAACAAUGCUUUAGUCCUCAGAUCUGUUCUCGCCGUAUAUAACUAUGAUUACACGUUCGAUUUUAUUUUCUACCAGAAUGGUGUAAUGGCAACUAAAAUCGGACCGUCUGGUUAUCCCAUAACAGAGCCGUAUAACAAUGGAGUUAGAACAACACAAGGCUUUAGAAUAAACAGAGAUAUAUUUGCGCCUCUCCAUCAACAUCUUUUUCAUUUCAAAGUGGACAUUGAUGUCCUUGGACGAAAAAAUAGACACGAAACGGUGACUCUGAAAAUGAAAUCGGAAACUGAUAUACUAUUUGGCGACAACAAAGACGUCUUUCAUAAUCAAUACGCGAAAAGGAAUCUGAAAGGGUCGGAAAAGAACACCACCUACAAGUUCAAACUGCAUAAACCAAAAUACUUUUUAUUCUUUAAUAAACAAGCCAAGAAAAGCAAAUGGGGUCAUCCAAGAGCAUACUCGAUUGAAAAUCAUGGUGCUAGCAAGUUUCUUUACCCUGACGACUGGUCAAGAGUUGGCUCUGUGGCCUGGGCAAAAUACCAACUAGCUGUUUCAAAACAUCACGACAACGAGGACCAGAGCUCCACUGUAUACAAUGGCAUGAAUAGUAAGAACCCCGUUGUUAACUUUGACUCCUAUUUCGACGAUGAAAAUCUAAAAGAUGAGGAUCUUGUCGCAUGGGUGUCUAUUGGAUUGCACCAUCUUCCAAACAGUGGCCUUGAUUCUCCAACCACAACAACUGCAGGGAACCACAAAAGUUUCUACCUGAAACCUUUCAAUUUCUUUAAUGAAGAUCCCUCGAUAGCAUCCAAAGAUAAUGUGUUUAUAAUACCCGGAGAGGAUGGUGAAAACGUUGUAGAGGAAAAUCCGAAAAGCUCUAAAGAAAACUGCGCACCGCCUAAAGAUACGAACAAGUUUGAGGGGAAUCAUGACAAACCGUAAAAGAUGUAGAGUACCAAGGAGGACAGUCAUAUCAAAUUAGAAAGAUAUUGAACAUUGAUGCACUUUGUAAAUGUUGUAAAAGAUAAAUCUGCCUUUUGUGUUAGAGCCUCUACAAAG
Owenia fusiformis is the source of this 2502-nucleotide messenger RNA. Lineage: Eukaryota; Metazoa; Annelida; Polychaeta; Sabellida; Oweniidae. The record is from the annotation of a GenBank genome assembly.